This is a messenger RNA of Aspergillus alliaceus, 3624 nucleotides long. RefSeq names its product magnesium transporter CorA family protein. Lineage: Eukaryota; Fungi; Ascomycota; Eurotiomycetes; Eurotiales; Aspergillaceae. Gene Ontology annotation, molecular function: calcium channel activity; magnesium ion transmembrane transporter activity. The coding region runs from base 1 to 3624 and encodes 1207 amino acids. Gene Ontology annotation, cellular component: plasma membrane. Gene Ontology annotation, biological process: magnesium ion transmembrane transport; calcium ion import across plasma membrane; intracellular magnesium ion homeostasis. The transcript is spliced from 4 exons. The record is from RefSeq and is a predicted model, not a curated record.
AUGUCCGAAUCACCUAGAUCCGAAAAGUACAUGUUUUUAAGCAGAUUCAGUACGCCGGUGCCUGAGCUGGAUGACCAUCGGUUUCAAUUGGAUCCCCCUCGUAUUGAGGCAACCCCCGAUAUGACACUUAGUCGGCAGCAUACCACACCACAGAAUCUGAACGUGGAGACGCAACAACGCCCAGAUCUGCUUCACAUUCAGGAUGCUCUUCGGGAAGCAGGAUCAUACUCUCGGGACUUUGAGCAAGCUAUAGCAGACGACGAUCGGUCAAUAAAGGAUGUCAAUGGCCUGGGUCGCCGCUUCUCGCUUGACCCAACUGGGAAUAUCCGACACACCCAUACCUUUAGCCGUACACAUCAAGACAUUGCAAACAUGUCGAGGGAUUCAUCGGUUUCUGCGAGAUCAACAUCCCCGCCUAAUUCGGUUGAGGCUUUUGCGGACCCCCGGCGCCGGGAGCGUGCGAACACCCUAGAAAGUCAUGCAGCACCAGACUUGGAGGCUAUUCUACAGCGUACAGUGUCUGGUGGGACACAUCCACGUCGUCCAACCUUCAGUAAUGCGAGUGCCAUUAGGCCUCAACCUAGUGAUAUCCAAUUAGAUUCGCCUGAAGAUACGUGCGUUCCGACCUUCGAACAACCCGGCAGAAUUCCAGUGAUUGACUAUGAGGAGCUGGAGGAGUUUGUUGCUCUCAAUCAGAAGACGAAACCCACAACGACAAUGCGCAAGCAUAGCCUGAGCUCACAGAGUAAAAAUCCUCGUGUUUUCUAUGACCUACGUCCGGGUGCUCAGAAGUCCGACAUCUAUGAUAUGAAGCGCUCUUCAGAUGACUUAGCCGGCCUCGGCGCAAAGGAUAUUGAGAAACACUUUGCCGAUGCUGUCAAUGAGAAAGAAUUAGUGGAGAAUCUCAAGAAUGAGAAUGAGCCAACUCGGUUCGGCUUCUUUUCAUCCGAGUCCCAAAGUACUGUUCACGCUGCGGAGCUAGGCGACUUGGUUCUACCUGGAGACACAUUCCGAGACCUCUUUCAGCUUGGCCCAGACGGAGGUGUUUGGUGGCUAGAUGUCUUGAAUCCCACUGAAGCCGAAGUCGGUGCCCUUUCGAGAGCUUUUUCCAUUCACCCGUUGACGACGGAGGAUAUCUUAACCCAAGAGGCUCGAGAAAAAGUUGAAUUAUUCAAGCAAUAUUAUUUUGUCUGUUUUCGGACGUUUUAUCAGAUGGACAAGUCAAGCGAGCGCUUUAUGGAGCCCGUCAAUUUUUACAUGAUCGUCUUCCGCGAUGGUGUGUUGUCGUUCUCUUUUACUGAAAAUCCCCAUGCUGCCAAUGUCCGGAGAAGAAUCGGGAAGCUCCGUGACUAUGUGUCACUAAGUAGUGACUGGAUCUGUUACGCCAUGAUUGACGACAUUGUGGAUAGUUUUGGCCCUGUAAUUCGUGAAAUUGAGGUCGAGUCAGAAGCGAUUGAGGAUCUCGUCUUUAUCGCACGCAUGGACGAUUUUGAGUCCUUCUUGCCACGAAUUGGUGGUUUGCGCAAGAAGGUUAUGAGUUUGAUGCGCCUCUUAGGUGGUAAAGCGGAUGUUAUUCGAGGUUUCUCCAAACGCUGCAACGAGCAAUACUCAGUAACACCGCGUGGUGAUAUUGGUCUUUACCUGGGAGAUAUCCAAGAUCACGUAGUGACCAUGAUGUCUAACCUAGCCCAUUUCGAGAAGAUGCUCAGCAGAUCACAUACCAAUUACCUCGCGCAGCUAAACGUGACCAAUCUAGUGUUGGGAAACCACGUCAACAAGAUCCUCAGCAAGGUGACCCUCAUUGCAACCAUGUUGGUUCCCAUGAACCUGAUUUGUGGUCUUUUUGGGAUGAACGUUACGGUUCCUGGUCAAGGGCAGGAAGGUCUUGCGUGGUUUUUUGGCAUUGUUGAUACCCCCUCCCUGGCCUCUGGAAUUCAUAGCAACUUGACUACCAAUGAUGGAGACUCACACUUCUCCUUCCCACUUGGGUCCUACAAUGGACUAGUGGUUGAAGAUGCUGUGGACGAAACUGGGAUCUUACGAGGUUUAGAUCUUGUCCGCAGGGCUCCUAUUGGAGUCUCCUCUAUAGGCAAUAAUCAAUACCAGAAGGGCGAAGUCAAGCUAGGUGGGACUCAAUGGUGGUACUUUUCGACAGAUUCUUUAAAUGGCAGAAACGCCAAUAAAACAUCCGACAAACAAACAAGCGGCAGUUCGAAGCGUUCCGAAACCGUCUUCAUAUCUCUGACAGCAUGCUCGAAGCCCAGCCUUAAUAAAGCAUACCUCAACAAUGCUCAAGACUUGCCGCAACUGGAGGUCUACACUUCUCUAUCCCAAUCGCUUCAGAAGCCUGGUCCCGGGCAAGACAACUUAAAUCAAACUAGGUACAAGGCCGAAGAGGGCUACAUGGGCACUGCUAUUGAAGCAGAAGGUGAUAUUUAUAUUGGCGUUGCAGCACCUAAUAGUACAGAGUAUUCUGGAUCCUACAGCUACGAGAUUGCCGUAUCAGUGGAUGCUCUUUUCCACACCAUCGCGAAUGGAUCCCCAUUCUUAUAUUCUGUGGACUCGGAUAUGCAUAGCGCGCUCUUCACCACUGGCAACCUAACGGAAGCAGAGCCAGGUUCUCAGAUCUACAAAAAUUGGAUGAAUAUGACACCGCCGUAUACAAUGUUUGCAAACAACAUCAACGAUUCAGCCAUCACAGGCUUACGCCGCUCGUACUGUGCACUCGACCAACUCGCACAGGUAGGCAAGGGUGAUAGUAACAUUAAAGCAAGCAUGACGAGUAGGGGACCUGGCAAUAAACCAAAGGAGCAGUUCUAUGUGACUGGCCUCAACCGGAGUUCAAGUUAUUUAGGCAUUCUAGCACUGGAUGGAAAUGCGACCAGUUCGGGAAACGGAAUCAUCGGCGGCGGCGGGAAAGUUUGGGAACCGAUUCACUUCUCAACCAAAGCAGAUGGAAACUGUGCGCUCAUUUACAAUCUUUCAUUUUGCGAAGAAAUUGCGUAUGCGGUACCUUCGAAUCCGUCCAUCAAAAUAGACGAUCUUCGCUCAAUCUACGACAACAAUGCCGCUUCACUUUAUAACAAUUUCUCUUACUCUUUAGAGCAAAUCCAAUGCAAUGCUACGAAUGAGACCCGGUAUUCUUUGGCGGUGGGUUGCGAUGACUGCGCGAGAGCUUACAAACAAUGGUUAUGCGCUGUAACCAUUCCCCGGUGCGAAGACUUUUCAAGCACUGGCAAGUUCCUCCAAGCACGAAAUGCUGGGCAGCAGUUCAUCAACGGGACGUCGUUUAGUGGCAACCACACACUGCGACUAGAUCCCACAACCAAUCAGUCUCGAAACUCGCUGAUAGAUGACAAAAUUCGACCAGGACCCUACAAAGAGAUUCUCCCCUGCGAAGAAACGUGCUAUAACCUUGUCAAGAGCUGUCCGGCUGCUCUAGGCUUCAGCUGUCCCCAGGGUAGAUGGCUCGAUUCUACGUACGGCAAGCGCAGCGACAAUGAUUUCGGCACCUGCAGUUGGGUAGGCGCGCCGUACCUCAUGGGCGGCGGAGAUAAGAUAAAGCCUUUGUGGUCAGCCUUAUUUGCCCUCGUGGCUGUCUGGCUUUCAUAUUGGGCGUUUUGA